This is a messenger RNA of Triticum aestivum (bread wheat), 2822 nucleotides long. Its product is annotated as recQ-mediated genome instability protein 1. The record is from RefSeq and is a predicted model, not a curated record. Gene Ontology annotation, molecular function: nucleotide binding. The transcript is spliced from 8 exons. Gene Ontology annotation, biological process: double-strand break repair via homologous recombination; resolution of meiotic recombination intermediates. Gene Ontology annotation, cellular component: nuclear body; RecQ family helicase-topoisomerase III complex. Bases 152 to 2620 code for a protein of 822 amino acids. NCBI's taxonomy places the organism in Eukaryota, Viridiplantae, Streptophyta, Magnoliopsida, Poales, Poaceae.
GACAGCGUCGACGUCCAAACAAAGCUUUUGCAGAUCCUCCCGCGCUGGAAGCCCGCAACCCGCCUCCAAAAUUUCUCCAGGGAAACCGCCCCCAAAACCCUCUCCCCCGCUCCCUUCCUCCGACCAAACCGCCCCCAAAAUUUCUUCGAGAAUGGGGCGCCGCAGCCUAAUCAUCACCGACUCUGACGAGGAAGAUGCCGCGGCCACUCCUGCCUCCGCCUCCACCUCCGUUUCCACCGGCGGCGGCGGAAGCGUCGGCCGCCCCUCGUCUCAAAACCCCAGCCCCUUCCUAGCACCCUACACAUUACCGUCCUCGCCUCCCCCCUCCCCUCCCGUCGAGAUCUCCGAUGACGAGGAGGAGGUCGAUGAGAUCCAGGACCCCGACGAGGAUCCCGCGUUCGGCGACGCCCCCGACGAGAUGCGGGACUCUGACGGGGACUCCCUGUUCACCGACGUCGCCGAUGACCUCUCCCCACCACCUCCCGCUCCACCUCAAUAUCCUCCGCCCCAAACUUCAUGUCCACCUCCCGCUCCUGCUCCUGCUCCCGCCGUUCCUUCGUUCCGAACCCCAACACCAACCCCGCCUCCCGCAUCCACUCCUCCGUCCGGAACACGAACCCCAGUCCCACCGCCGGCCGCCGCACCUGCUCCGGCCCGAACCCGAACUCCAAUCCCAUCGCCGGCUGCCGCACCCACUACUGCCCGUACCCCAACCCCAACUCCACCGCCCGUUGCCGCACCCACUCCUAUGUCCCGAACCCUAACCCCAACUCCACCGCCGGCUGCCGCAUCAGCUCCUCCUGCCCGAACCCCAACGCCAACCCCACCACCUGCUGCCGCGCCUGCUCCUCGGCCUCGAACCCCAGCUCCAACCCCUCCCUCUGCCUGGACCCCAACUGCGACCCCGCUCACGUCCUCGACCCCAUCGUCCGCACUGAGUGCGCAGCUGCGUCCGGUGGAUGCGUUCCUGCGGCGACUCGGGCUUCGUGUACGGCCAGAGUGGCUUCAACAGUGUGCUGCCGGGUUGCCUGGGUUCAACGGCCAUGGCGGCACUGAAGUGCAGGCUAGACAGUGUUUUGAGCAGCUCCUCUUUGCCGACAUGAACGAAUGCGGCGCUGGUGUGCUUCCGGAGGGCGUCGGGUCUAUGGAGUCCGCCAUCCUCGAUGGACCAUUUGUGCUACAGGUUGAUGAAAUUGCCAAUAUGUCUGCCCCUUUAAGGGAAAGAUAUCGUGAUGCACAUGCCGGCCCCAAACGAUGUUUAAAGUUAUCAAUGACAGAUGGCAUCCAACGCAUAUAUGGAAUCGAAUACAGGCCUAUCAAAGACCUGGAAGUUCUUGCUCCUGCUGGUUUUAAGAUUGUUAUAAGGAAUGUGCACAUAAAGAGAGGGCUUCUUAUGUUAGUCCCUGAGGUUAUUGAGAUUCUUGGUGGGGUAGUUGAUGAAUUGGAAGCAGCACGUGUCAGACUUGUUUCUGAAGUAAAUAAACCACCUCGUGGAAAAAGGAAACAAGGUGGAUUACCUUUGUCCUCCAGAGCCACCCUAGCUGCCUGGCCACGUAAUGUAAGCGCUGCAAAUGGUGGUGAGCAAGGCAUCUCAAUUGCAAGAACAGUAAACCCCUCUCAUCCAACAGGAUUAGGUAAUGGCUCUCAAGUUGGUAGAACUACACAAACAAUGGAAGAAGAGCGUGUUAACCAUCCUGUUGUAGUAAAUGGUGUCCGAGCACAACGUCAACAUUUCCAAGAAAACACUAUGCAGGACCGAUCUACUUCUCUUACUGGGAACAACGCAGAGGCUUCUGCACCUGCUACCUAUAGACAUGAACCCCAACAAAGCACUAGUAGAAUUGCACGAACUUUGGUAGAUGAAUAUGUUGACCAUCCUAUUGUGGCGAACAAUGUUGACGAGCAAAUACAACGUGUCCAAGAAAUCACCAUGCAGGACCAAGCUACUGCUUUUACUAGGAGCAGAGGAGAGCCUUCUACAUCUACUCCUUGUGGUGGGUAUGAUUCCCAACAAAGGGCACAUGACAUUCAUGCAACUGGUGCCAAUGGUGCGGAGGCUGCACGGCCUUCAACUGUUGAUGAUAAUACUGGUCAGAUGGAACAUCCAGUCAUUCUAAGUGGUGAAAAUGAAAAACCUUUCAUAUACAUUUUCAACUUGAUGGCACAUUGGACCAUAGAAAAGGAUACAAGACCCUACAUUCAAGGAAAAAUUAAGGGUUUGAUUACCUCUGUCAAACGAUUUCAAUUUAGGAAUCGCAGAGAGUACGAGCUUCUUGUGUGCAUAGAUGAUGGAAGUCAAAUUUCAGAGGCCUUUGUUGACUGUGCUAUUGUACGUAACAUAAUUGGCCACUCAUGUGAGGAGGUUUCAACUGCCGUUUCUGAUCCAACCUCAGAAUCGUACAUCGCUAUGAAACAAAUUCUGAGUGGAUUUCAGCAUUAUUUGGAGAAAUUUGAGGGUACAAUGCAUAUUGAGUACAACGGACAAUCUUCUCGACCUAUCGUGCGUGAGAUGAACGAAGGUUGUUCGACUGCUGAUGCAUGGCUCCUGCUUCAGAGGCUGAAAACGUGUACGGCUCAACGGCACAUCCGAAAUUUGGACUUUAUGGAUACCACUCCGUGAUUAUGGUCAGCCUUUUUGCUCGGUUAAUGCAAAAGCUACAUCGUCCUGAUCUUGAUAUGCUAGGCUAGUAGGCUAAGUGCACUUGUGAAGUUUUCAGCUCUAGGCUUAAGCAGCACUCAGUUCCUCGUUUUACAUCUUUGCUUCUGCUAUAAAAUGUGUUCAUUAUCUCUGAUUCAUGCAGUAGCUCUUGCAUUAUUUUUCA